Messenger RNA from Pseudo-nitzschia multistriata, 2924 nucleotides. Lineage: Eukaryota; Bacillariophyta; Bacillariophyceae; Bacillariales; Bacillariaceae. The record is from the annotation of a GenBank genome assembly.
UUCUUGUUCUUUCCAUCGACCGGCCUCUUCAUCGGGUCGUACGAGACGGGAGCCGCAUUGUCCCAAAAGAUCACAGAGAUGUCCGGUUCGACGGCUCUCAGCCAUUCCACAACUUCGUCCUUGCGGGUCAUUUCAUAAUGCGAGAUGAUGCAGAGGUCCACAUGGUAGCCCUUUUUGGUCAUGGAAGAGACACCUUGCUUUACGACUGGCACCAAAAGAUUUUUCAAUCGGUCAAAGCCCUGCAAUAUUAAUGGUCCCACAAGGAAGAAUGGUGCGUGACGCAACAGAAAAUUUUGACGUUCGUAUUUUAUUGUGUAUGUUUUGCGAUAGAGGUCGGCGCAUCGUGAGGUACAGAAUGACACAGCAUAGCACGGUGCAUAGAACAAUCAGUUGUCAGUUUUUCAGACAUCCCUGUAUUGCGUUGCGUUGCGUUGCAUUGAAUUGGGAUGCUUCCUUACCUUCGUAGUAGCUCUCGUUCCAACGUCAUACUCUGCGAGUGUCGUGAUUGUGUACAGUAUCCGCAGUGGCUCCUUUCGUGUUGUCUUCUGAUUCCCCCCCCCGUCGUUUUCCUUCUCGUCUUGCAACCUUCGCCGAACAAAAUUGCUGUUGCUGUCUCUGUUGUUGCUAUUCGACGAGCGCCCCCCGGCGGUGGGGGCAGCGAUAGCUUCCUCCGCUGCCACGCGAUAGCACAUCAAAACGAGGAAAACUUGGACCAGCCACAAGACGGAAGAUGCCACCCGAGACGGCGACGACGCCCGCAGACAGUGGUCUAUCCCACUGUUUUGUUUGAAACCUGCUCUUUGAGAUACACAGUCCAUGGUUGUUUCUGUUUCUGUUUCUGUUGAUGUAUGUGACUUGUCGCUUGUUCUUUGGUUCGAUGGCCGUGCUAAAACUUCUUGGCCGACCAAAUAGCUCUUUGAGCUUGUAAUUCGUGAGGCUAUCUCACCGCAGUUGUUCUUUUAUUUGGACAAGUUCUUUUUUGUUCCUCUGCAAAUGAAUGAAUUCCGUUGAAACCGGAAUCUGUGGUCCAGUCUUCAAUGCAGUUGUGUUUGGUUAUCGCUUACUGUACUGCUAUCAGCAACACACGACAAUAGAUCUAUUUCCGUAUGGUUUGAUCUUCUUGUUGAUGUGACAGCUUUUGUUCUGAACGACAGAGGAUGAACGCUUGCACCGCACUUGGAUAAAAUGAUUGUUCUUCGUAAUCAGCUUCGUAAUUCACGGCUCCGUAAAUAAUGACCAUCGCAAGAGUUUUUCCGAGGACAUGCAGUAGCAAAUCUGAAAAGUCAUCAAAUAGUAAAUUACAGUAAAUUCCAGUCGAAUAACGACUAUUUUGGUACUUUUUUUAUUCUAUUCGACUUCCAUGAUUAUCUCAAUUCGGAUCACGUGAACUGCUUGUUAGAUACUACGAGUACCAGUACUCGUACUAUUACGAUAGAUGCGCGGUGGAAUUGAUUUGUUUCGCACUUCGUACCAGGUACGGUACAAAGUAUGAUGAGUACUGAGUACGCAGUAUCGAAGGUAUGGAUGGCUUGUACAUAACGUACAUUAGUACGGACUUUCUGUUGUUGAGAUUUUUAGAGUCCAUGUGCACGUUAGGCACGGUACGAAUAAAAACCUGGGAGGUGGAGACACGUUAUGAUGUUUUGGUUUGCUGUUUGCUUGGUACGUAGUUCCGACUACAACAGACUUCGUGAAUAACGUCGGAGUCGCUCAAUGCACAGAAACGAGCACUUCGACGGAUCGCAUGUGCCUUCCAUUACGUCUUUUGCAACCCGGAAAAAGAAGCUCUAACGUUGCAUUACGUAUUCGUUCAUUUAUAGUUAGCAAAAUCAUGAGUAGUGUUUUUUUUUUAAAUUCUGAAAAUAUAUGCAGUAUUGCACUGCAUUGAUUUUCAUCUCAUGGAUUCAAUUACAUCUAUUUUUUCUUUCGCAACGAUCAUCUGCUGCAACACUUCUUCUCACGUCUAUCACAUGGCAAUAUUUCAUUGUACACUUUUCAUAACAUGUAGUGAAAAUGCACCGCACAUGUCAAUCUUUUCAAAUCAGAAACUAAUUAGAAGUUUCGCGUUUAAGGAGGUGUCGAAGGACUCUUGCUUGGAAAAGAUGUUUCGGUAGGUGAUUGACUGUCACGAUCGAUCUCUUCUGUGGGAUUUUCACUUUUUUGUGUGGAGGGUGCAGGACUAGGCUGUAAAGUGGAGACGGCAUCUGUUGGUCGAGCACUAGUUUCAGACUCAUCACCAAAGAUGCCAAAGGUCGGUUCAGAACUAGGUUCGGCUGAAGGCGCCAAUGUUUCAACUGUAGAAGGACUUGCAGAGGGUGUAACAGAAGGGUUCGUGCUUGGUUGUCCAGUUUGCCCUGGAGUAGGGACUGGGCUNGGCGCCAAUGUUUCAACUGUAGAAGGACUUGCAGAGGGUGUAACAGAAGGGUUCGUGCUUGGUUGUCCAGUUUGCCCUGGAGUAGGGACUGGGCUAGUUGAAGGUUCGACAGAUGGCGCCAAUGUUUCAACUGUAGAAGGACUUGCAGAGGGUGUAACAGAAGGGUUCGUGCUUGGUUGUCCAGUUUGCCCUGGCGUAGGGACUACACUAGUCGAAGGUUCGACAGAUUCCAAUGUACUUGGUUUCGAGCUGGGAGUUGAGCUAAGCAUAGAAGUAGGGAUGGAACUUGGCACUGAGCUUGGUUUCACCAAUGUCGAAGGAGCCACAGAAGGAUUACUGGAAGGCCUAUCACUAAGAGUUUCGGUGGGGAUUAAACUAGGCAUCGGUGAUGUAGGAGACUGCAGAGUAGGGCUGGAGCUCGGGAUUUCACUUGGAAUAUUCCUUGUCGGUUGUACGCUGGGCUGUACGCUGGGUGAUAUAGUGGGCUUUGGACUUGAGCUGGGCUCUGAAGUUGUUGGCUGAACCGAAGGAAAUAAGCUUGGGGCCAAAG